Messenger RNA from Terrapene triunguis (Three-toed box turtle), 3346 nucleotides. Its product is annotated as zinc finger protein 251-like. Gene Ontology annotation, biological process: negative regulation of transcription by RNA polymerase II. The record is from RefSeq and is a predicted model, not a curated record. Lineage: Eukaryota; Metazoa; Chordata; Testudines; Emydidae. The coding region runs from base 161 to 1378 and encodes 405 amino acids. Gene Ontology annotation, molecular function: DNA-binding transcription repressor activity, RNA polymerase II-specific. The transcript is spliced from 5 exons.
AGAUGUUCCUGCCUCUCCUGGGAACGGAAGUGACGUUGGACCGGGGAGGACGAGCCGGGCUGUGAACGCGCGUGGGGCGCUGCGGCUCUGCCUGGCUCGUGCGGAGCUGUUGGAGCCUCUCCCGGAGCCGGAGAAGAGUUUGUGUCUCCCGGCUCUGGGCAUGCGCAGAUCUGGGGUGGGGGCAGUCACGCAUGCGCAGAGGCAGCGCUCACCCGCUGCGGAGCUCCAGCCUCCAGGCUACAGAAUAACGUCCACGUUUCGCUCCAGAACAUCCCAUCCUCCCAGGAGGAAGGAAAUGGCUGCAAUGGAGCUGGCUCAGGGGCCAGUGACUUUUGAGGAGGUGGCUGUGUAUUUCACCAGUGGAGAGGGGGCUCUGCUGGACCCCACUCAGAGAGACCUCUACAGGGAUGUCAUGCGGGAGAACUAUGAGACGGUGGUCUUUCUGGGGUUUCCAGUUUCCAAACCUGAUGUGAUCUCGCAGCUGGAACGAGGGGAAGAGCCGUGGGUUACAGACCUCCAUGACUCUGAGAAAAAAGUGCUCCCGAGAGCUGCCUGCGCAGGUGUUGGGAUGGUGAGUGAGAAUGAGGAGAAUCCCCAGCAGGAAGAUGCUGAGAAAGUAGAACCACAUGGGACGUUAUCAGAAAGAUCCAAAGAGAAUGAUUCCAGGAGUUGUGCACUCCCAGAAAAAGCAAAAGCCUGUAAGACUCAGCAGAGGCCAGAGGAAAACUUCAGUAGCCACUCAGACCUUAUUACACGUGAGAGAAUCAACUUGAAAAAGACACGCUACACAUGCCAUGAGUGUGGGAAAAGCUUCAUUGGUAGUUCAGCCCUCAUCUUACAUCAGCGAAUCCACACAGGAGAGAUGCCCUACACAUGCUCUGAGUGCGGGAAAAGCUUCAAUCAGAGCUCUGCCCUGAUCACACAUCAGAUUAUCCACACGGAUGAGAAACCUUAUGGAUGUCCUGAGUGUGGGAAACGCUUCAAUUGGAGCUCACACCUUAUCAGUCAUAGGAGAAUCCACACGGGUGAGAAACCUUAUGGAUGCUUUGAGUGCGGGAAACGCUUCAAUGCUAGUUCAGCCCUCAUCUCACAUCAGCGAAUCCACACGGGAGAGACGCCCUACACAUGCUCUGAGUGUGGGAAAAGCUUCAAUCAGAGCUCUGCCCUGAUCACACAUCAGAGAAUCCACACAGGAGAGACGCCCUACACAUGCUCUGAGUGCGGGAAAAGCUUCAAACAGAGCUCUACCCUUAGCAGACAUCACAGAAUCCACACAGGAGAGAGACCCUACACAUGCUGUGAGUGCGGGAAAAGCUUCAGUUAUAGCUCAGUCCUUACUCGACAUCAGAAAAUCCACAUGGGAGAGAAUGUGCCUUGAUUAGGGCUGGCCAAAGAUUUGGGUUUUUUUUAAAAAUCACAUUUGCUAAUUCCCACAUAGUGAUCUUUGCACCAUCUUCACCGUGGUCUCUCAGCUCCCCCAGAUGAGUGCCUGCUUCUGCCUUUUGCAGCUCACCCUUCUUUGGGGUCAGUCCUGUGAUCUUUUCUAUCAGCUCCUUUCCUUUUGAGUCGUAGGAGUGUGCGUCCCUUCAGCCAGGAAUGUUCAUCAGCUCCAGGUGGGAGAGAUUUUGAUCCCAACAAGCUAUACUGAGGCAAAAACUACCUGUGCCUUACAUCCACUAGGACUGUACAUGGUGUUGGCUGCUCAUUUAAAUGAUCUUGGUGUAAAAAGACAAUUAUAGUUGUAGAGCAGAUGCAGCCCAGGUGCAGUGGUUGCAUUAGCUUUCCCCUUGACCUGACCUAAACUCCAUGACUUUUCCUAGUCUAAACAAACCCUGAGCAUCACGGUUAUACUGUCCCCCCAUUUCAAAGCAAUUGUUAGUCAUCAAGUUUCCCCUUCGGGAACAAAUUGUUUUAUUCCCGGUUGUUCUCAGGUUGCUUCAGGUUGUGCUGGAGAGCAGAUAUUUUUAUUACCGUUUUCCUCACUUAAAAUAUAUUGGACUAUAACAAAGAGCAGGAAGAGGGCAGAGGGAUUCAAUUGGUUAGGUCAAUAUUUUUUCUAAAGGGCUGGGAAGAGUAUUCCCUAGUAAAUGACUUGUAACUAAGCAAAAUACCCAUGCAUUUGGCCCCCAAAGCAGUUGUGGCCAAGGCCCUGCAGGAGGUCGCUCCUGAAGAUAUCUCCUUUCUAAUCAGGUGCAUUUUGCCUGUUAUUUGGGAAAUGCAAUCCCUAUCUAGGUAGAGAUGGGGAAAAUGGAAGUGAUGUUUCUGUUCAGCUCACCCCUUGGGAGAUGCUGCAAAUGUGUAGAAAAUGAAAUCUGUGUUUAAUGUGAUAAUAGGUAUCUUUCUGCACCUAUUUCAAUAGAUACCUGACAUUUGGUGUCUUACAGGGAUUCUAAGCAGUACCUGAAUUUAGUCCCUAAUUUAAAUCUGUGCCACCAGAUUCACAAAAUAAAAGGGCAUAUGUGGGGGAGUUAUACCUCACUAUUGCUACUGAUACGUUGUAUGGUUGGUGAAGAAUUCUACGCCAGAGAAGUGUAAAAUUACUCCAAGUAAGGUCAAAGAUUUUACAAGAACUCAGGUAGAAAUUGCAGGUACGAAUGGUUGAUUUUCACCCAAAAAAUGAACGCUAUGCUGACCUGUAGCCCAGGUAAACUAUUUUUAGAACAUUGCUCCCUAGUUAAGUGGCAUUUAUCACACUGCUAAAGGAUGCCAUAGUUAAAUUGGGAACAACUGUCUUUUACCAUUUGGAUCCAAAGUUUCAUGAAUCACACAGAGAAACAGCUGAUUCCUUCAGAGCCAUUCCGCCUAUGGGUCCCAAUCUGGCUGCCUUUUUGGACAAGAAGCACUUUCAUGCUGGGCAAAUGAUGGUAGCCAAUGGGGGAAUGUAUCAGAUUCCAAGUUCAGAAUGCAGGAUACAUGAAUGCUGAGUCUAGAGUCUGUGGUUUGGACUCUUAGGUUUGCUCUUGAGUCUAAUACAUUUGUAUCACUUCUCUGCCUUCUACUACUUUGAAAGAUUAGAAAGUGUGAAAAUAGAGCACAGGUGUUUUUUCUCAUGAUGCAAUCUUCCCAUGUAGUGUGAGACCCUUUCCACUCACAGUUAUAGGAGAAGACGCAGGGAGAAAUGAACUCAAAGAAAUGGAAGGGUCCUAGGUUAUUGUAGAAUGUGACUUCACACAAAGCUCACUGGGUGGAAAUGGGAAUUAAGAGAAAACUGCCCUAUCGGUUUAUAUUUUGUAAUCUUUGAAUAGGUUGUUACCAGUGACAAUGAAAUUAAAUAUGAAGUUAAUUAGGCCUGGUCUACACUACGAGUUUAGGUCGACUUUAGCAGGGUUAAAUCGAAUUAAGCCUG